This is a messenger RNA of Didymosphaeria variabile, 1167 nucleotides long. RefSeq lists its product as uncharacterized. Bases 1 to 1167 code for a protein of 388 amino acids. The record is from RefSeq and is a predicted model, not a curated record. The transcript is spliced from 2 exons. Gene Ontology annotation, molecular function: oxidoreductase activity, acting on paired donors, with incorporation or reduction of molecular oxygen; monooxygenase activity; iron ion binding. NCBI's taxonomy places the organism in Eukaryota, Fungi, Ascomycota, Dothideomycetes, Pleosporales, Didymosphaeriaceae.
AUGAGCGCAGUCCGCUCCCCAUAUUCCCGCGCGGCGUGGUACAAUCGUUCCGCCCGAAUUGAGCCCGGACGAGACCACAUCUUCAGCCAAGUGGACGAAGAGAAGCACACAAAGCGUCGCCAGCAGAUGGCCGCCGGGUACUCCGGAAAAGAGAACACCGACCUCGAGCCCACAAUCGACAAGUAUAUCAACCAGUACACGUCGCUCAUCCGGAACAAGUACCUCUCCACCCCACGGCAACAUAGGACUAUGGAUCUUGCGCGCAAGACGCAAUAUCUCACUCUCGAUGUCAUCAGCGAUAUCGGCUUCGGGCAGGCCUUCGGCGACCUGGCUAACGACGCUGACAUGGAUUCGUACAUCGAGUCGACCGACGCCGUCAUGGCGAGCAUCACUAUGAUCCUCGCGAGCGGCCUGCUGCGCGUCGUCCAAUGGCCUCCCAUCGCGCGCCUGCUAGGUCCCAACGAGAAGAGCAAGUCCGGAUUCGGAAAGUCCAUGGCGACAGCGCGACGACUUAUCGACGACAGGCUGAAAUCCGAGACGGAUAGUAGGUCGGAUAUGCUUGCGGCUUUUAUGCGGCAUGGGCUGACGCGCGAGGACUUGUUUACUGAGGCGUGGCUGCAGAUUAUUGCGGGGAGCGAGACGACUGCUACGGCGAUACGGGGGACGAUGUUGUACGUUAUGUCGAAUGCUAGAGUGUACGCGAAGCUUCAGCGGGAGGUGGACGAUACGGUGGCGGGGGGUCUUGGGCCUGGUGUGGUGCCGGAUGGGGUGGCGAGGGAGCUUGUGUAUCUGCAGGCGGUGCUUCGAGAGGGGUUCCGCAUGCGGCCGCCGGUUACGGACAUUGUGCCUAAGAAGGUGCCUGCUGGAGGGGAUACGGUGGUUGUGGAGGGAAGGACGGUGUUUCUUCCUGGGGGGACUAAUGUUGGGUAUUCGGUGGAUGGGCUCAACAGCAGGAAAGACAUCUUUGGGGAGGAUGCGGAUUUGUUUCGCCCGGAGCGGUGGAUAGUCGACGAUACUAAUCAGGUCGCAGAGAUGAAGAAGACGACCGAGUUGAUCUUUGGGUAUGGAAAGUAUCAAUGUCUGGGGAAGAACAUUGCAUGGAUGGAAUACAGCAAGGCUGUCUUCGAGGUAUGCGCUUGUACUGAGGCAUCAGUGGGAACGAGCUGA